AUGGUUGUCUGUCGAAAAUGGCUUUCUUUGAGUCUUGUUGUUCUGUACAUUGUCCUCCAAUUGAGUGCAAUCACCACUCUAGGCGAUGGGAAAGUUGACAAAACUAGAUUUCGCGGUGAUGAUGAUGAUUGUCAAUGGGGUCGGAGAUGUGGUGGUCGGUUUGAUCGAGGAAAUCAUGGUAGGGGACCUAGGGGCGGUGGCUUUGGAGGCGGAGCUGGAGGAGGAGGAGGCUUUGGUGGGGGUGGAGGUCAUGGUGGAGGAGCAGGGGCUGGUGGUGGUAUAGGCGGUGGAGUUGGGGGUGGUGCUGGAGGUGGUGGAGGCGUCGGUGGUGGUGGAGGAGGUGAUCAUGGAGGUGGGUCGGGUCAUGGUGGGGGUUUUGGAGCUGGUGGCGGUGUAGGUGGAGGUGUUGGAGGAGGUGGUGGUCUUGGAGGAGGCAGCGGAGGCGGUUUUGGUGAAGGUGGAGGUGGUGGCGGCGGUGUUGGUGGAGGAUCAGGCCAUGGAGGCGGUUUUGGUGCAGGAGGUGGUGUUGGAGGUGGAGCUGGUGGAGGUGUUGGAGGAGGAGGAGGAGGAGGUGGUGGCGGCGGUGUUGGUGGAGGAUCAGGCCAUGGAGGCGGUUUUGGUGCAGGAGGUGGUGUCGGAGGUGGAGCUGGUGGAGGUGUUGGCAGUGGAGGAGGUGGUGGAGGAGGAGGAGGAGGAGGUGGUGGUGGCGGUCUUGGUGGAGGUUCAGGCCAUGGAGGUGGUUUUGGUGCAGGCGGGGGUGUAGGAGGCGGAGCUGGUGGCGGCCUAGGAGGUGGAGGAGGUGCUGGUGGUGGUCAUGGUGGAGGAAUUGGAAUUGGAAUUGGGAUUGGCAUUGGUGUGGGAGUUGGUGCCGGUAGCGGCCAAGGAUCUAGAAGUGGGUCUGGUGGAGGUGGUCGAAAUUAA
Molecule: messenger RNA, 921 nt
Organism: Pyrus x bretschneideri (Chinese white pear)
Lineage: Eukaryota; Viridiplantae; Streptophyta; Magnoliopsida; Rosales; Rosaceae
Product: glycine-rich cell wall structural protein 1-like
Exons: 1
Coding region: 1-921 (306 amino acids)
Source: RefSeq, a predicted model, not a curated record